AUGGAAAUAGCAAAUGCUGUUGGGACUACAUCAGGUGUACCGCGAAAUCCGCGAGUAAUGGAAGGUGUUGGUGCACGGGUCAUUCGCGGGCCAGACUGGAAAUGGGGAAAACAGGACGGAGGCGAAGGGCACGUCGGAACAGUGAGAAAUUUCGAAUCCCCCGAUGAAGUCGUAGUAGUCUGGGACAACGGAACAGCCGCCAAUUACCGUUGCUCGGGCCAGUACGAUUUGAGAAUUCUAGACAGCGCCCCCACGGGCGUCAAGCACGAAGGCACGAUGUGCGACACAUGCAGACAACAGCCAAUAUUCGGGAUCCGUUGGAAAUGCGCCGAAUGCGGCAACUACGAUCUCUGUUCCAUCUGCUACCACGGGGACAAGCACCAAUUGAGGCAUCGGUUCUAUCGCAUCACGACGCCCGGCAGCGAACGCGUGUACUUGGAAACGCGCCGGAAAACGAAGAAAAUCGCCAUUCGUGGUAUAUUUCCCGGGGCACGGGUGGUUCGAGGCGUCGACUGGCAGUGGGAGGAUCAAGACGGGGGCAACGGACGACGCGGAAAGGUUCAAGAAAUUCAGGAUUGGUCUGCUGCCAGUCCGAGGUCUGCAGCUUACAUCGUUUGGGAUAACGGAUCGAAAAAUUUGUACCGAGUGGGUUUCGAAGGAAUGGCGGAUUUGAAAGUUGUUAACGAUGCGAAAGGGCAAAAUGUCUACAGAGAUCACUUACCUUGUCUCGGCGAACACGGACCGGGAAGAAAUUCACCGCACGGUUUCAAAAUCGGAGAUCAGGUCCACGUGAAUUUAGAAUUAGAAAUAGUUCAGUCGUUGCAACACGGCCACGGGGGCUGGAUCGACGUUAUGUUUGAAUGUUUAAACAGUUUCGGUACCGUGGUAGGAAUCGACGAAGAUCACGAUAUCGUUGUCGCGUACAGUAGCGGAAAUAGAUGGACUUUGAAUCCUGCCGUUCUAACGAAAGUGGCGACCCCGACGAACGCCAGUGGAUAUAACGAAGCGCCCCAACAACAGUUCGCCGUCGGAGACGAGGUCCAAAUAUGUUCCGAUAUCGAGAAAGUAAAAAUGUUGCAAAGAGGCCACGGCGAUUGGGCCGAUGGGAUGGCCGCUACGCUAGGAAAAGUGGGCCACGUUCAACAGAUUUACAACGACAACGAUCUGAAAGUGGAAGUGUGCAAUACGACUUGGACCUACAAUCCUCUCGCUGUCACCAAACUGGCGAGCAAAAACGGCGGAAUCGACGGCACCUCGUCCGGAGAACGUCUCAGCGCGCUGCUCAAGAAACUGUUCGAAACCCACGUCUCCGGCGAUGUCAACGAGGAACUUGUAAAAUCCGCGGCUAACGGAGACGUCCAAAAAUGCGAGGAAGUACUGAAACAAAGUAACACUGCCGGAGCAGGAGUAGGACCCGAUGUAAACGGGGUAUUCGCCGGCCACACGGCCCUGCAAGCGGCCAGCCAGAACGGGCACCUGGAAGUCAUCUCGGUGCUGCUGAGAUAUAACGCGGACGUGGAAAUCGAAGAUAAAGACGGCGAUCGGGCCGUGCACCACGCCGCUUUCGGCGACGAACCCGCCGUGGUGCAGCUGCUGGCCCACGCCGGGGCCGAUUUGAACGCGCGGAAUAAACGCAGGCAAACCGCUUUGCAUAUAGGCGUCAACAAAGGGCACAUCGGUCUCGUGAAGAUGCUGCUCGAUCUGCAGUGUCAUCCCAGUUUGCAGGACUGGGAUGGCGAUACUCCAUUACACGACGCCAUAUCUAAGAAACGUGAUGACAUGUUAACCCUUUUACUAGAUCACAGCGCAGACAUAACUCUGACCAACAACAGCGGAUUCAAUGCUCUACAUCAUGCAGCUCUACGCGGAAAUCCAAGGUCGACGCUGAAAGAUACGCUUAACGUUCCACAUUGCAGUAACGUUUCCUUUGGACCGACUUAA
Phyllotreta striolata is the source of this 1941-nucleotide messenger RNA. NCBI's taxonomy places the organism in Eukaryota, Metazoa, Arthropoda, Insecta, Coleoptera, Chrysomelidae. The record is from the annotation of a GenBank genome assembly.